Molecule: messenger RNA, 1125 nt
Organism: Topomyia yanbarensis
Lineage: Eukaryota; Metazoa; Arthropoda; Insecta; Diptera; Culicidae
Gene: Lamtor1
Product: ragulator complex protein LAMTOR1
Exons: 5
Coding region: 181-720 (179 amino acids)
Biological process (GO): cholesterol homeostasis; lysosome organization; regulation of receptor recycling
Cellular component (GO): membrane raft; late endosome membrane; lysosome
Molecular function (GO): molecular adaptor activity; guanyl-nucleotide exchange factor activity
Source: RefSeq, a predicted model, not a curated record
AACAAAAGAUCAAAACAAAAGAUAUUUACUGGGUUGGACGGAGAACGCCCGUAUAUUUAUUACGGUUUUAUUAUCUCGUGAAUCUUGGAGAUUCAAAAAGAUUUGCGUUGAUGUGAAACUAAGUUGGUGUUAAAGAAUUAAAAUAAACAUUUAGUUCGAUACCAGAUAUCCACCUGUGCAAUGGAUUGUUUUCGUUCGGUUGUAAACUACGCAGUCAGCUGCUUUACCUGCCAGGAUGAUUCAACUUCCCAGGGCAAUGAACCGAACGAGCGGACACAUCUACUAGACAAUCCGGUAAGCAGCUAUCCAACAGUGCGGAGGUCCAACAGCGAAGAUCUUAGCCAGGAGUUUGCAAGCUCAGUGCCGAAAAAAGACGAUGUUUCGGCGUUGAACAAGAUCAUCCAAGAUACGGCAGCAAAUGUAAUUGACGUGGCUGCAAUGGAUAUUCAUAACAUCGAACCUCAGGAGUACAACGAUCGAGUGAAGGUUUACUCGCAAAGAUUGGCGCAGCAGUGGAACACUGUACCACAUCCAAACAGUGUCAGCCAUGUCGGAUUACUCAAAGAUAUUCCGUACCCGGAAUCGAUGCUUACUGCCGUACCCAUAGAACCGGAAGAUCUAAGUAUGAUCCGCAGCAUGGUGCAAAAAGCGAAUGUAGCCGUGGCAGAAAUCAAAGUAAAACACACAGAGAACCUGGUGGUGCCUUUUAGGAUCCCAUAAAGGCAAGGCCGUUUGCCGCAGGGAAAUAACUGUGAAAAUGCUGUGUGGCGCGAUACCGGAAAUCAAUCUUGAUGUCGUUGAUGGGUAGAAGUUUACAUUUUGUUUGCAGUGUAUCGCGUUCCGUUACUCUUCCCAUGAUUUUUUUUCUCGUUCCGUUUAAGUGCUAUCGUUCUUUUAAAGUUUAUUUUUUACGAAUAUUGAAAGUUGAAGAUUUUUGUUUGUUUUUGAAUAUCUAAUCGCAUAUGUUUAAACAGUAGAUUCCAUUCGGAAUCUAGCAACAAAUAUAAGUCAUAUUGCUUUCAGAAAACUUUACAAUCAUGUCUUCAAAUGAGAAAAUUCAACAAUUUAGAACAUGUUGAUACCUACUAAGGGAAGUACAGAGUGUAAUAAAAUUUAUAUUCUCAA